Messenger RNA from Varanus komodoensis (Komodo dragon), 6364 nucleotides. It is a transcript of the gene RNF207, whose product is annotated as ring finger protein 207. The record is from RefSeq and is a predicted model, not a curated record. Lineage: Eukaryota; Metazoa; Chordata; Lepidosauria; Squamata; Varanidae. Bases 3604 to 5607 code for a protein of 667 amino acids. Gene Ontology annotation, molecular function: transmembrane transporter binding; zinc ion binding; Hsp70 protein binding. The transcript has 19 exons. Gene Ontology annotation, biological process: regulation of heart looping; regulation of cardiac muscle contraction. Gene Ontology annotation, cellular component: perinuclear region of cytoplasm.
GGCAAAUGAGACAGAACAGAUGUCGAUGUGCUUGAGAAGGAAAGCGGGCUGUGCACAGGCAUCGCUGCUCGCAGCUUUGUUAUUCCGCCUGCCAUUCCAGCCCAGAGUCCAGUCCCAAAGGGAGCAGUCCUUUUUCUAUCCCUUGGCUCAGAACAGGAUGUGAGAGCUUGGAAAUUGGAGACAGCACUUUCCCAAUGGAGAGCAGAAAGGAAUGAGCAGCUAUUCCAGUUCUCUUGCAUCUGAAAGGGGCCCCAUUUCCCACAUCCUUCACCAUCCAGUUUCACUGAGCAUCUGCAAAAGCACUUAUGGAUUUCAUAUGCUUUUUAAUUCCAUGGCUGUAUGUCUGAAAACUACCAGCAGGCGCCCUUCUCUGCAGGUCUCAGCUUCUCUCCAUGUGGCCAUGGUUUGAAUGGAUGCUAAUAUAUCAUCUCAUCCCAAUGUACCAGCUGGCUGAAAACAACAGCAUUUUUGAUGGAAGUGAGUAAAAAGUGAGGGAUAAAAGGCAAACUUAUCACUGCUGGGGCAGUGCAGAAGGCAGCAGCAAGUCCAAUCGAAAAGGUUGCUCCGGGGCGCCUGGAGACUCCCAACUCAAGUUUUUGAUGGGAUUUUUCCCCAGUUGCCCUCACCUAUGAGAAAUGGAGCGGCUUCUAAGGAGGCAGUUUAUGUAAAAGCAAGUGGCAAACGACCAAGGGCAGGUGGGAUCAUAACAAGCAUUUUCGGUUUGUUUAAUGGCUGCAUCUGGAACACAGUCCAACAUGAAAGCCUUCACUGCUUCAGGGAAACAGUCCCUCCACAAAUUGAAAACUGCAGUUCUGCCUUACUCCUUUCAGUGCUUUUUAAACUCACAUCAUAAAUCUAAGAUGAAGAAGAAUCUUUUAGGAACUACAGAUUUUUAAACAUUAAAUGCAGUCAUGCUACAUCGCCAUCAUAUAUCAGUCCCUUAAAAAGCCAUUUACAGGAUUGCAUUUGUAAAUCUACGAUCUUGCUUGUCCUCUAAACCAGGGUUCCUCAGACUUUGUCAGCAGGGGGCCAGUUGGAAGGUGCUGACGGUGGGCGUGGGCCAGCAAGGCGGUGCCGGUACCAGGCGCCGGCCGGUGAGGGGCGGGUGUGGGAGCGGGUGUGGUGUGGGCGGGUGCGUGCGCAGCACGGCGGCAGCGAGGCGAGGCGGUGGCGGGCACACACCUGGCGGCACCUUGCUCGCUCGGGGAUCAUUUUCUCUGAGCGAGUCCAAAACCAUUGAGGUGGGCCGGAUAAAUGGGCAUGGCGGGCCGCACCUGGCCCACAGGCCGUAGUUUGAGGACCCAUGAUUGAAGCAAUUGCAUUUUGCGCAUCAUCUGGAAUUAUUAGAGUUUAGGGCAGUCCCGCGGCUAGAGGUUGCCAGUGGGCCAUCGGAAGAGGCAAAGUCACUGCUAAACAGCCGGGACAGUUCCUGCCAUGCCAGCCGAGGCCUCGAAGGGGAAGGGCGUCGUUGGGGUUCUGCUGCUCCUGCACUCAAGUUCCAGGUUCUGAAAGUUGCAGGCGGCCAGACAGGAACACCUGGAAGGUCAUCAAAAUCUUGGCAGGGGUAGGAUGUCUUCCUCAGUGUAUGAGUCUGCCUGGGGUAGGAGCACACAUUUACUGUGAAAACUGCACUCCAGGGUCCCUUCUGCCACGAGUGAACAGCGUAGUUUGGACACUGGAGUCUCAACGCCCAAGAAGGGGAAACAUCAGCUGGGCUCAGGCAAAGGGUGCUCAGUUUUCAUGGCUAACACAAAAUCCCACAAAUCAAUAACUACCCACACUCGACCCAUAGACGAACCUUGAGUGUGUGCUGUUGUGCUGCCCGAACUCAGUCUUUGUGUGAAUAUUGGUCAGGGGGACGAGUGUGGCUUCUCCAACCAACGUGUUUCUGGAAUGUGACAACAGCCACUGCCGUGCUGCCAUCAGAAAGCUUCCCGCUUCUUGCCAGGGGAAGUGCCAGACGACCGGAGCAGGGCUAAUGUCGUCCCCACCUUCAAGAAAGGAAAAAGAACUUGAGAACUACAGACCAGUUAGCCUGACAUCGUAAAGAAGUCAUGCUACAACAAUGUAGUUGAUCACUAGAAGCCAACAUGGGAUUCUCAAGAACAAGGCUUGCCAAACUAAUCUGAUCUCAUCUUUUAAUUGGGUAGCCUCCCUGGUGGACUGCAGGAAUGCUGUGGACGUAAUACAAAUUGACUUCAGCAAAGCUUUUGGCAAAGGGCCCCAUGAUCUCCUGAUUAGCAAACUAGCUCAGAGUGGGCUAGACGGGGCAGCCAUCGGGUGGACCCACGGUUGCCUACGGAACUGGACUCCAAGAGUGCCCAUCAAGGCACCUUCUCAAACUGGGGAGAGGUGACAAGGGGGGGCGCCGCAAGUUUCAGUCCUGGGCCCGGUGCCCUUCGACGUUUUUAUUAAGGAAUUGGAUGAGGAAAUGCAGAGAAUUACUAUCAAAUUUUCAGGGGACAAAAAACUGGGUGGGAUAGCUAAUACCCCAAAACAUAGCUAAUAUCCUGAUGAUACCCUAAUACAGAAACAAGGUUCAAGGAGAUCUUGAUAGGUUGGAGCACUGGGAUGAAAGCAACAAAAUGAAAUUCAAUAAGGACAAAUGCCAAGUUCUGUAUCUCAGAAAAAGAAACCAAAUGCGUUGUUACAAGAUGGGGAAAACUUGGCUCAACAAAACUGCAAGUGAAAAGGAUCCUGGAAUUGUUGUAGAUCACGAGCUGAAUAGGAUUCAGCAAUGAGUUAUGACUGCAGAAAGGGCAAGCACUCUUUCCAACUGCGUUAACAGAAGUCUCACUUCCAAAUCACGUGAAGUACUAGUUCCCCUGUACUUGGUGCUGGUCAGACCUCACCUGGAGGACCGUGUCCAGUUCUGGCCACCACAGUUGAAGAAAGAUGCAGACAAGCUGGGAAGGGAUCAGAGGGUGAUCUGGAGACUGAAAACAGAGCCCUGUGAGGAGAAAUGGAAAGAAGUGGGCAUGUUCAGCCUGGAGGAGAGGAGACUGAGCGGAGGCAGGAGAGCACUUUACAAGGACUUGAAAUGCCGUCAUGGAGAAGGUGGCCAGGAUCUCUUCUCAACCGUCUCAGAGGGCAGGACAUAGAAUAAUGGGCUCAAGCUCCAGGAAGCCAGGUUCCAGCUGAAUGUCAGUGAGAACUUCCUGCGGGCUAGAGAAAUACGACAAUGGAACGCGUGGCCUGGGGAGGCGGUGGGCUCUCCCACACUGGGGGCAUUCAAGAUGCAGCUGGACAGCCGUCUGAGAGGGACGGUUUGACUUGGUGCCCUGCACUGAACAGGGGCUUGCGUCCGAUGGCCCUCUGGCCCCUUCCAACUUUACGAUUCUAUGAUCUGUACAUACCGUACCCCAACCCCCAACCACUUUUCUAAAUAUUUUCUUUGGAAAGUCACAGGUUUUCAGACUGCCCAUUUUUUUUGAGUUUUCAGCAAUCAGAAAACUGAAAGGCCUUUGAAUCCUCUUUGGAGUAGGUUGAGAGGGUGCCUGCAGCAAGACUAACAGGGGACUAUUUUAAAUAACUUGUGUAGCACAGUCCUGUUCCCAGUGGCUGACAGCAAGUUCCACUGCGUUUCAUGGGGCUUCCUUCCAGAUGUCGGGGGGCGUCUUCUCCCCCUUGGAGAGCCUGUGCGACUUGGACAAUGCCAGCUGCCACCCGCUGGUGUGUUUCCUGUGCCAUGCGCAGUAUGAGCACCCCUGCCUCCUGGACUGCUACCACAACUUCUGCGCCAGCUGCCUGCGGGGGCGCGCCAUCGAUGGCCGCCUGACAUGUCCUCUUUGUGGCCACCAGUCCAUCGUGAAAGGAAACGGCCUCCCGGCAGAGGACCGGCUCCUGAAGUUCCUGGUGGACAGCUCUGCAGACUGCGAGGAGGAGGCCUCGUGUGCCAACUGUGACUUGCAAAGCACAAAGCAGGACUUGGACGCCAUGUACUUCUGCAACACCUGCAACCAGCCUCUCUGUGCCAAGUGCCGUGAGGAGACCCACAAAGCCAGGAUGUUCUCCCGCCAUGAGAUCGUCUCGCUGGCCAAGCGCAUCAAAGACGUCCACAAGAAAUGCCCCCUUCAUGAAGAGCUGUACAUCAUGUUCUCCACGGAGAAAAAGUCCAUGCUUUGCAUUAACUGCUUCCGGGACAUGCCUGUGGAGAGCCGAGCGCACUGCAUAGACAUUGAGUCGGCGUACAUGCAAGGCUGCGAGAAGCUGGACCAGGCAGUGAUGGCCGUGAAGGAGCUCCAGACAGCCACCAGGGAGGCCAUCGUUCUGCUGAGAGCCUUGAUCGAGGAGGUGCGCAACAGCGCAGAUGAAGAGGAGACGUCCAUCAACUCGCUCUUCAGCAGCAUGCAGGAAAAAUUAGCAGAGAGGAAGAAGAUGCUCUUAAAAGUUGUGCAGAGCCAGUAUGAAGAAAAAGAGAAGGCCUUUAAGGAGCAGCUGGCCCACCUGGCAUCUUUGCUUCCCACCCUGCAGGUCCAUCUGGUGACCUGCUCGGCUUUUCUCAGUUCUGCAAACAAGGCUGAAUUCCUGGACUUGGGCUACCAACUGAUGGAGAGACUGCAGAAAAUCGUCAAGCUGCCCCAUCGGCUGAGACCCUCCCAGACUAGCAAGAUCAACACGGAAUACAGAGCGGAGUUUGCUCACUGCCUGGAGCCGCUGCUGCUGCUGACCCCACGCCGCUCCGUGGUGAACGCAGGGAGCAUUGGGCCCGGGAUGAGCAACAGCAACCUGAUGUCCGGAGGGCCGUGCUCCAAGACGCUGCUGGUGCCUGGCUGCCCCUCCGCUUGUGAGAAGAUGUCCGUGACAGGCUCCCCAGUCCGCAAGCCCACCAUGCACCGGUACAUCAGCACCAAGGUCCUCUUGGCCGAAGGCAGAGAGACGCCUUUUGCUGAGCAUUGCCGUAACUAUGAAAACAUGUACCGGACCCUUCAAACGGAGGUUCAGAAUCUGAAAGAUCAAGUGCAGGAGCUGCACCGGGACCUCACCAAGCAUCACUCCCUCAUAAAGACAGAGAUCAUGAGCGAAAUCCUACAGAAGUCUCUCCAGAUGGAUGUGCAAAUCGCAUCGGAAUAUUCGUCUGUGGAGAUGAUGAGGAGUGUGUUUGAAGAGACCUGGGAGGAGACCUAUCAGCGAGUGGCGAACGAGCAAGAGAUUUACGAAGCACAGCUGCAUGACCUGCUGCAGCUCAAGCAGGAGAACAGCUACCUGACGACCAUCACCAAGCAAAUCGCUCCCUACGUCCGCUCCAUCGCCAGAGUGAAGGAGCGUCUGGAGCCCAGGUUACAGGAAGCAAAAGACAAGGAUGAACACCCUCCAGAGAACCUGUUCAAAAUAUAUGACGACAGCACAACAACCGCUGACAUUCAGAACAGGACUGAUUUGUGUGAUAGUGGCAACAGCGGCGGCGGCGGCAAAGAGGAAAAGCAGUCUUUGGAACCCAAAGAGGAAAAUCAAAUCCUCAGUCCAGCAACAGAGGAUUCCCAAUUUAAAAGCAAGGACUAUUUCAGGAGCAAGCCGAAAAGCAAGGCCGAGAGCCCCUCACUACUGGCAGGACCUUGCAGCGGGGCCCUGGAAGCAGAUCUGGAAGGAGAGCAGCUCCUGUCCUGAAUGCAGGCAAGACUCCUCCCUCCCUCUGUGCAAAGGCGGGGAUGCAGAGCUGUGUUUGCAGGGUGGGAGCAUGCUCACGGGCCUUCAGCAGCGCUGCUCUUGCGACAGAGUGCAAAUCUGCAGGCUUUAUUCUGCCUUGUUCUAUUGGAUGUUCUCCUUUACCCAAUUUAUUCUACUAGUCUGGUGGAAAGGGUGCAUUAAGGAAUCAUACGCAGCGUUCAAGUCAUGGUCAUCUUCAACUAGGAAUCUUAUGCAGCAAUUCCUCCACUUUUCAGGUUUUCCCAACUAUUGCCCAGAUUUGAUUUCAAUCCUAUCUCAUGCCCAAAAUGAGGACUAUAAAUUUGCCCAGGCUUGGCUGCCCGGACAUCUGGUCUUUUUGAAUCCAUGGCCACGAAAAUUGCAUUUUCUGCGCAGAUAUUUUCACUGAUUUGGCUUCACAUUUUGGGAUGCAAAAAAGAAUAGGAAGAGGCAGCCGGAUGCAGAUCCAGCCAUGCCUGUGCAGCGUCAGCAGCCAGCCUUACUCUCCAGGACUGUAUACCUGCAAGCUGUCGGCCGGGCACACUCACACAAGAAACCCGCUCAAACAAAUCUUCCACAACACAUUUGCAGCAGAAAGGGGCUGCCCACAGUUAACAGAACACAAGAAGAGCCUAGAUCAGUGAUGGCGAACAUUUUAGAGACUGAGUGCCCAAACUGCAACCCAAACCCGCUUUUAUUGCAAAGUGCCAACACUGCAAUAAAACCUGAAUACUGAGGA